Messenger RNA from Venturia canescens, 2842 nucleotides. It is a transcript of the gene RnrL, whose product is annotated as Ribonucleoside diphosphate reductase large subunit. Bases 185 to 2599 code for a protein of 804 amino acids. Gene Ontology annotation, cellular component: ribonucleoside-diphosphate reductase complex. Lineage: Eukaryota; Metazoa; Arthropoda; Insecta; Hymenoptera; Ichneumonidae. Gene Ontology annotation, biological process: deoxyribonucleotide biosynthetic process; DNA replication. Gene Ontology annotation, molecular function: ATP binding; ribonucleoside-diphosphate reductase activity, thioredoxin disulfide as acceptor. The transcript has 11 exons. The record is from RefSeq and is a predicted model, not a curated record.
UCUAAAGUUUAGUUUGCCGCCAGAAUCCGAGAGAAUCGCAGAACGGAACGUCGAGCAGCAAAGAUCGUCGUACUUUACUCUUAACGCACUUAACUCUGAUCGAGGCAAAGAAAACCUACAAAAAAUCGUUUUUAAUAAUUUAUUACAUUUUGAAUAUUUGCCAUUUUUUGACCUGCCGGGAAAAAUGAGUCCCAAGCACAGAUUGUUCGUUAUAAAACGCGAUGGCCGAAAAGAGGCUAUUCACUAUGACAAAAUCACAUCCAGGAUUCAAAACUUGUGUGCUGGCCUUGACAUGGAAUGGGUUGAUCCGCCAGCAAUUACUCUGCGGGUCAUCAACGGCUUGUAUGCCGGCGUCACAACCGUCGAAUUGGACAAUCUUGCAGCUGAGACGGCAGCUACCAUGACAACUAAGCAUCCGGAUUACGCUAUUCUUGCUGCUAGGAUAGCUGUGUCCAAUCUCCAUAAGGAAACCAAAAAAUCUUUCAGUGAGGUAAUGGCAGACUUGUACAACGUGGAAGAGGUGAGAAAAGGCGAAAAGGUGAAAAAGCCAGUGAUCAGCGAAGAAUAUCACAAAAUCAUUCAGAAACAUGCAGAUCGAUUGAAUUCCGCAAUAGUUUAUAACCGGGAUUACAAUUACAACUACUUUGGCUUUAAAACUCUGGAACGAAGUUACUUACUGAAAAUAAAUGGAAAAAUUGUCGAAAGACCACAGCACAUGCUCAUGCGAGUGGCGGUUGGCAUUCACGCUGACGAUAUUGAUAAAGUCAUUGAGACUUACGACUUUUUGUCAGAAAGAUAUUUUACUCAUUCAUCACCGACACUCUUUGCCGCUUGCACGCAGAGACAACAAUUAUCCAGUUGUUUCCUGUUGACUAUGACUGAGGACAGCAUUGACGGAAUUUUUGACACUCUAAAACGAUGCGCUCUUAUUAGUAAAUUCGCUGGUGGUAUUGGCCUGAGUGUUCACAACAUCAGAGCAACAGGUACCGAAAUUAUGGGAACUGGUGGCAUUUCCAAUGGUUUGGUCCCAAUGAUCCGAGUUUUCAACAACACAGCUCGAUACGUCGAUCAGGGCGGCAAUAAAAGACCGGGCGCUUUCGCCAUUUAUGUCGAGCCAUGGCAUGCCGAUAUUUUCGAGUUCUUGGAACUGAAGAAAAAUACAGGCAAAGAAGAAUACAGAGCCCGGGAAUUGUUUUACGCUCUUUGGAUUCCGGACCUUUUCAUGAGGCGAGUCCUCGCUGACUCCCAUUGGAGUCUCAUGUGCCCGCAUGAAUGCCCUGGACUUCCGGAAAAUUGGGGCGAAGAGUUUGAAACGCUCUAUGAAGAAUACGAAAGAGAAGGAAGGUACAAACGUCAAAUUCCAGCACGUGAGUUGUGGACAGCAAUUUUGAUGUCGCAAGUCGAGACCGGAACGCCAUACAUGGUGUACAAAGAUCAUUGCAACAGAAAAUCGAACCAACAAAACCUUGGAACAAUAAAAAGCAGCAAUUUGUGUACUGAGGUCGUACAAUAUUCGAGUAGCGACGAAGUUGCAGUUUGCAAUCUUGCAUCGAUAGCAGUCAAUAUGUUCGUAAAUUCGUCGUCGAAGAGCUUUGACUUCAAAAAACUGAAAGAAGUGGCGAAAAUCGUAACCAGAAAUCUCAACAAAGUCAUCGAUAUAAAUUAUUAUCCGAUUCCUGAAGCGGAAAGAUCGAACCGGAGGCAUCGACCCAUCGGUAUCGGUAUUCAAGGCCUCGCUGAUGCUUUCCUUCUCAUGCGUUAUCCUUUCGAGAGCGAAGAAGCCCAAAAACUUAAUAUACAAAUUUUCGAAACGCUCUACUAUGGCGCGCUCGAAGCGAGCUGCGAACUCGCCGAGGAAUUCGGACCGUACGAAUCCUACGAAGGGAGCCCUGUCAGCAAAGGCAUUCUUCAAUAUGACAUGUGGAACGUGACACCAACUGAUCUCUGGGAUUGGGCAAAACUCAAAGAAAAAAUAGCAAAACACGGAGUAAGAAAUUCCUUGUUACUGGCUCCUAUGCCGACAGCCUCAACCGCCCAAAUACUGGGAAACAACGAGUCGAUCGAGCCGUAUACAAACAACGUAUAUACGAGACGAGUUUUGUCCGGUGAAUUCCAAGUCGUCAAUCCUCAUUUGCUCAAAGAUCUAACCGAUAGAGAUUUGUGGGACGAUGACAUGAAGAAUGAAAUUAUCGCGAACCGUGGCUCGAUCCAGGAUAUUGAUCGUAUUCCCGUCGAACUCAAACCUCUUUACAAAACCGUAUGGGAGAUAUCGCAAAAGACGAUUUUGAAAAUGGCUGCCGAUCGUGGAGCCUUCAUUGAUCAAUCACAAUCGUUGAACGUUCAUAUGGCUAAAGUGACCACAGAGAAACUCACGUCAAUGCAUUUCUACGGUUGGCAAAUAGGCUUGAAAACAGGAAUGUACUAUCUUCGAACAAGACCAGCGGCGAAUCCCUUGCAAUUCACAGUCGACAAAUCGAGACUGCCAAGCCCGAAGAAGGAAUCCAAAGAAAACAACGAUAAAAGUAACGGCGAAGACUUGGAUGCAUCGUUCAUUUGCGCACGCGAUAAUCGUGAGGCAUGCAUGGCUUGCAGCGCAUAAUUUUAAAGCGUACCGACGCAAUUAUCUCCUAGCGUAUGAUAACUCAAAGUUCAAAACUAAACUUCGACGAGUUUCUCGAUUUUUCAUUGUAAGUAGUCCAUACCGUCAUAAGCUUUUUUUAAAAAUGUGGCUUUAAUGUUUAAGUUUUUGACAACUAUUUUCUAUCACGGGGCCUCAAGGAACCCCGAAAAACGCAUUGUACAAUAAGUUCCAUAUAUAUAUAUAUAUUUAUGAUCAUUUAAA